Molecule: messenger RNA, 2031 nt
Organism: Drosophila busckii
Lineage: Eukaryota; Metazoa; Arthropoda; Insecta; Diptera; Drosophilidae
Exons: 8
Coding region: 312-1811 (499 amino acids)
Source: RefSeq, a predicted model, not a curated record
AUAAAAUAUAUUUGAAAAAAAUAUUUACAUGCCAACACCAUUUAAAAAAGUCGAAAAUGGUUGAUGCUUUUGAUAAUAUCUUGAAACUAAGGUAUGAGCACAUCGAGAACGCGUACGACUUCACAUGUGAAUAUGCGAGUAAAAAGCUACUAUUAUGCGACUUUCAAAUAGGAAAAACUCAUAAAUAUCGCAGAAAAAAAGGUUAUCAGUAAAUAAAGCAAUUGAUGUAUCGACUUUAUGGAAUAAUCUCUACGAAUUGAUAUUACAUGAAUUGUGCGUGCAACUGUAUUAUAAAUAGAUAAUUGCUAAAGAUGUUUUGUAAUUGUAAUGCGAAUAAAUUCUUACAUAUCUAUAUACUGUUAAUAAUCACUUUCAUGGCACAUGGAAAUGGAAAUUUUUUCAAUGUUCGCAAUCGUAACUAUGAUGCGCAGAGAAAUACGGACAGGGAAAACAAUAAAUUAAAAAUAAAAGGUGAUGUUAAUAAUCCUUUGGUUGAAGACAGAGCUGCGAGUGCCGUGGGUGAAGUUUUCGUUCCUAAAACGUUUCCUUUAAGUUCUCAAGAGCCAUCAUGCGAACAGCUGCGCGCAAUGUGGAUAUUCUCCAAGCGACAAUCCCGAGCAGCGGAAAUUACAAAUGAAAUACCAACGUACCGGGACCCCUUUACAUAUAAUGUCUGGGAGCCACUCUACUCAAAUGCACGAGUUCUUGGCUCAAUACGUAUGGGAGGCAGAGAGCGUGCCCGCUCUCCCGUGUUUGGACGAGUUAUUAAUCGGGAGCCUACAAUUCCCCUUCGACCUAGUUUGGAGCAACGUCAACGACUUGUUGAUGGAAAUGUCGGAGGGGCCACUAAUAGUGUAUCUAGUACUUCUACUCAGGCUCGACUUUUUGGUGCCGAAUCGAGACCUGUGAGUGCGGGUAGUAGCUCCUCGUCCCCACGCCGAACCAGUAAAAAUAGAUAUAUGGGAGUACCUACCAGUUCUGUGGCUAAUAUGCCCGGAAACCUAAAUUCUGUGGCUGUACAGGGAAGUUUUCAAAAACUUAAAGAACUUAUUUGGACGGAAAGAGCAAAAGAAUUGACUCAACAACGACGCGCCGAAGAAUUGGCUGCACGAGCGGCUGUACUUAAAGAAAUUGCGAAUGGUCAAAAUAUACAAGCAUCAUAUAAACCAGCUUUUAGCAUGCAUUCGGACUCUAUUCUAAUGGAUGAGAAUCGCACUCCGGAUAGAAACGCCAUACAUGACGAGCGCAUGUCUAUUGUUAGUGAUCAGAGGUUUGGAAGUAACCACAACAAAAAUGGCCACAGAAACAUCGUCAGCACUGCAGCCACAAUACGGCGCAUUGGCAAUUCGUAUGCCACUGGCACUGCUUUCAGCCAUAAAGACAGUGGUACAGGAGCUGGCUCCAUAUUUUCUUUAAAUGUAAACCCAAGUAAUCAAAAAACAAAUUCUCGCUUAAAAAUACCAGCCACUGAGCUGAGGGUCGAUAACCUAUCUGAAAAUAAUCAGGCAGUUAUUGGUAUACCAAGAACAUAUCCAAUACGACAAUCAUACUUCAGAGAAAGGAAUCGUUCACUUUUAAAACAGAAUUCGCCAAAUGAUUAUUUCCAACGGAGCAUAAGAAAACUAAAAUAUCAACAGCCGGUCGAAAUUGAAGAUAUAAUGCUACGCGACAUUACACCUGGAGAUGAUAUUGAGAUUAUUACCAGUCCUUUAUACAUGGAUUACAAUAAUAAUGAUCCAAGAGUUACAGGAAUAAGACCUUUUCCCCUUUCGACACUGAAUACCGAUAUUUAUGAAUACAAUGACUAUUAAUGCAAAAAAAAUUAAAUUAAAAGUGCUGACAAUAAGAAUGAACGAGAAUUAAAAAGUAACUUUGGAUGAAAAUCAAUAAAUUCAAUCAUUAAAUAAUGGCACGUAAACAAUUAUAAUAGAAAAACCGUCUGUUGGGCAUAAUGUUUAAAAAUGUUUCACAAAAAUUAAAUGUAAAUACAGAAAACUCAAAAAUACUAAGCUCAGUUAAAUAUUUGAAGAG